This is a messenger RNA of Actinia tenebrosa (Australian red waratah sea anemone), 3204 nucleotides long. RefSeq names its product RNA cytosine-C(5)-methyltransferase NSUN2. Gene Ontology annotation, molecular function: tRNA (cytidine-N5)-methyltransferase activity; tRNA binding. The record is from RefSeq and is a predicted model, not a curated record. Gene Ontology annotation, biological process: tRNA methylation. NCBI's taxonomy places the organism in Eukaryota, Metazoa, Cnidaria, Anthozoa, Actiniaria, Actiniidae. Gene Ontology annotation, cellular component: cytoplasm; nucleus.
AAAAUCUGUAUUUUUUUGGCAGAAUAUUUGUUUUUAGGCAGAAAUUCUCUGCUAUUUUAGGGGAAUAAUAUACUUUGAAGCCUACUAGGGAGUGAUCUUAUUCGUURAAUAUGGGAAAACGUAAACGGCAGAAGUUUAAAGGUAGGAGAGACAAAAAAGUUUGGCAUGAAAUAACAAAAGAGAAUAAGAUGUUUGAGAAAUACUACAAGGCACAAAAUAUUAUUCCUGAAGAAGAAUGGGAUGAUUUUAUGGCUACUUUUAAAAAAGAUCUUCCAAGUACCAUUAGAAUAACAGGAACUAGAAGGUAUCCAGAUGAACUUGCUUGGCAAGUAAACCUGUCUCGUAAAUUCUUAAGGAAGUCGGCKACCAUGGAGAAGUUUCACUACUUUCUUGUUCAAGAGACUGAAUGUGGUAAUAUCAGUAGGCAAGAAGCUGUUAGUAUGAUACCACCUCUACUCCUUGAUGUUCAGCCAGGACAUAAGGUUCUGGAUACAUGUGCCGCACCUGGCUCUAAAACAAGCCAGAUUAUUGAGAUGCUACACACAGAUGAUUCUAAAGGCAUCCCAGUUGAAUGUAAGGGAUUUAAUGGAAUCAAGGGUGGUGUAGCAGGUGUACACUUGCAUCUCUCCCUUGAGAUUUCCAUUUCAAUUCCUGCACCACUUGGCAUAAUUGGUGAUGGAACUCUGAGGAAAAAUACACUCAUCUGGAACAAAUGGACACCUCAGACAGGACUCAGUCUGCACAGAAUUCAGUUGAGAAUCUUAGCAAGAGCAGUGGAGAUGCUUGAUGUUGGUGGUCGUAUUGUUUAUUCAACAUGUUCACUGAAUCCAGUAGAAAAUGAAGCAGUUAUUGCACAGUUGCUCAAGAAUAGUGACGGUGCUGUAGAACUACUUGAUGUUUCUAAAGAGCUGCCAGACCUCAAGAGAUCUCCUGGACUCUAUACAUGGAAGUUGAUGAUGAAGAGUGGAGAAGAGGUGACUAGUUGUGAGCCGGGAAGUGAAGCCUAUAAAGGAUGCUUCAGACAAUCACACUUUCCUCCGUCAGAGGAAGAGGCCAAAGCAAUGAACCUUGAAAGAUGCCUAGAAAUAAGCAGGGAGGCAGUGAGCCAGACUCUGGUCAAGAAGAAUCAGAAGUGAAACCACAGACAGAAGAUGCUGUUGAUGAUGACAAUAAUAUUGUAGGUGACUUAUCAGAAGAUGUGGAUGAAGUACAAGGAUUAGAAAAUGAUGGCGAUGAUGCUGACGACAAUGACACAACUGAGCAAAGUGCCAACAAUGCUGGUGCUGUACAAGAAAACCAAGAUUUGGACAAUGAAGGAAAGCCCAUAAGUUUGAAGCCUCCAAGAAAGAAACAGAAAACAAACCCUGGUUUCAAAGAAGAUCCUUUCAUCUUACUGGACGACAAUGAUGAACAGUGGCAGGCAAUCAAGGAAUAUUUUGGAAUAGAAGCGUCCUUCCCUUCAGAUCAGCUGCUGGUUCGGUCGGUUGGAGGAAAAAAGAGAAAUAUCUACAUUGUAUCAAAACUGGUCAAGCAGGUUCUAGAAUGUGCUAAUGAUAAUCUGAAGAUAAUAAAUGUUGGUGUGAAGGCAUUCAGUCGUUGCGACAGUGAUGAACAUGGCUGUGACUUCAGGAUCAUGCAAGAGGGUAUUGAUAGCAUUUUCUCAUACGUCACUAAGAGGCAAGUCUUCCUGACAGAGAAGGAUGUUCUUAUCCUCCUUGAACAUGACAAACCAUUCACUAAUAAGUUUUCAGAGUCAACAAGAAGUCAACUGAGUAAAGUUUUAGGUUUGGGUUGUGUGUUAUUCAUCUAUGAUCCUAAAGGGGAAUACAGUUCCCCUUCUGAUACUUUGAACUGUGGAUUUCAUUUCUGUGGAUGGAAAGCCAAGACCUCAACAAGAAUGCUAGCCAGUAGAAUGGAUAAGACUCAUUAUAAAGUGCUCUGUGGAAUUCCACCAGAAAAAGAUUACUCCGCAGAGCCCAAGAGCAUUAGAUACUUGACUGAGAAGGAUGAAGACAAGGAAGCUAAUGAUGAUAUUGGAUUUGUUUAAACUCAUCCAGUCAGGAUAACAUCUGUGAUUACCCGCUUCCAGCAUCAGUCUAAAGAGAAUACACAAUCACAGUCCGACAUAGAAGAUCUGGGGGCCAACCCUUGUUAAAUGAAAGUCUUCAGUGAUCUAAAGAGCUGAGCCCGAUCUCUUUUCAUUCGCCUUGCUCAACCAAAAAUCUUUUCAUUAUUUACAUAACUUUAUCCAUGACAAUAAUUAUCUAAGUUCCUAAGCUAUCAUGGAAGGGGUAAACGGACAUCAUCACCUGCCGGUGCAAUAAUCCAGCUUGGACUGCCUGUGGUUAGAUGGCAGAACAAUAAAAUCCCUUUGCUCUCAGGAAUUGAAUUCUUUCUUAUGUAAAACGAUUGUAUUGUUCCUGCCAUCUAACAUGGCUGCCGUCACGUGAUGGUGCAAAACCUCUAUACCAAAAUAAUAUGCAAAAGGCUAUUCAUUAUGAGUCAAUUAUGAUGUAAUAGAUCAAAAACGAGCGCAAGYGUUUGAUCAGGGCAUCCAAACGCCGAGAAACAGGUGAAAGCACAAGGCUGUAGGCUAAGUGCUUUUAUUCUUCGAGGUGUUUGGAUGCCCUGAUCAAACACAAAGCAUGAGUUUUUGAACUUACUUCUCAGUCUCGUCAUAAUUCAUUUGUUCUUGAAUCUACUGAGACUAAAAAAAUKAACAGUGUUUUGAUCCGUUCUUGAUCAAGUAUCAAGGUGCGUGCAUGUGACUACAAUGCAAAGUCGUCAUUGGUCAUUGACCUCAUGAAUUAUUAAUGAGUUUGAGAGGUGUACCAUAUAUUUGAAGAAGACGAAGAUGUAUCGUUAAUGGACCCUUAUCAGAAAUAUCGUGGAUGCGAGGCUUACAUGGCAAUACGAAAGAAAUCAAACUUUUUCGUGAAUGGAAUUUGUGGCUUUUUUUUUAGUAUUUCCAUGUACUUAGCUUCACUUCCAUGAUAGAAUGGUUUUCAUUAACCAGCGAAACAGUGUGUUAAUUAGAGUGUUCUAGUCACAAAGACAAUAGAAAACAAAAGAAUUACUGUUAGGUAGUCCUUAAUAAGCUCAAGUGCAUUUGUAUAUGUAAUAGGACUCCAUGCUGUCCAAUUAAGAAAUAAUUGGACGAGAAAAAUUCCGAGGACUUUCAAAAUUGGAUGAUGCUGUACGCCG